Molecule: messenger RNA, 2252 nt
Organism: Candoia aspera
Lineage: Eukaryota; Metazoa; Chordata; Lepidosauria; Squamata; Candoiidae
Gene: MPP1
Product: MAGUK p55 scaffold protein 1
Exons: 12
Coding region: 129-1532 (467 amino acids)
Cellular component (GO): plasma membrane; cell-cell junction
Molecular function (GO): signaling receptor binding
Source: RefSeq, a predicted model, not a curated record
CGGCCGGCUACACCGCGCAGGGAAGCGCCUGGGCGCCGGAGAAGAUCGCCUCUCGCCGGGCCAGCCGAGCCGGAGAAGCACCGCGCGCGCCCCGCCAGUCCGAGCCAGCCGCCGCCGCCGCCGCCACCAUGACGCUGAAAUCCGAGCGGAGCGGGGACAGCGGGAGCAGCAUGCGGACAGCGCUCUCGGACCUCUACCUAGAGCACCUGCUGCAGAGCAAGCUCAGGACCGAGACAGUCUCUUGUCCAAUGAAUGCAGUGACCGAGGACAUUUACACCAACGGCUCAGCCAGGAAUGGAAGCCUGGCCCACGCCAAUGGCCAGGAGUUGCGGAAAAUACGUUUUAUCCAGUUUGACAAGACCACGGAGGAGCCCAUGGGUAUCACACUGAAGCUGAAUGAGAAGAAAAGCUGCAUGGUGGCCAGGAUCCUUCACGGAGGCAUGAUUCACAGGCAAGGUUUCCUUCAUGUGGGAGAUGAGAUUCUUGAGAUCAAUGGGAAGAGUGUGGCCAACCAUUCUGUAGACCAGUUGCAGAAGAUCCUGAAAGAAACCAAGGGAACUGUCUCCCUAAAGGUCAUUCCCAACCAGCAGAACCGUAUUCUGGCCCUCCAGAUGUUUGUCAGAGCCCAGUUUGACUACGACCCACAGAAGGACAGCCUUAUCCCCUGCAAAGAAGCUGGCCUGAAGUUCCAGACUGGAAAUGUUAUUGAGAUUAUCAAUAAAGAUGACAGUAAUUGGUGGCAAGGCCGGUUAGAAGGUUCCUCCAGUGGCUCGGCAGGACUUAUUCCAUCUCUAGAGCUCCAAGAGUGGCGUGUUGCCAGCAUGACCCAAGACCAUCAGUCCGAAGCCCAGAGCUGCACUCCCUUUGGAAAGAAGAAGAAAUACAAAGACAAGUACUUAGCAAAGCAUAGCUCAAUUUUUGACCAGCUUGAUGUAGUGUCUUAUGAGGAGGUGGUCCAGCUGCCAGCUUUUAAGCGGAAAACUUUGGUGCUUAUAGGGGCAAGUGGUGUCGGACGAAGCCACAUUAAGAACACGUUGCUCAACAGACACCCAGAGAAGUUUGGAUGUCCUGUCCCAUAUACCACUCGACCCCAAAAGAAGAAUGAAGAGGAUGGGAAGAACUAUCACUUUGUCUCCACGGAAGACAUGACAAAAGAUAUCUCUACUAAUGAGUUCCUGGAAUUUGGAAGUUACCAGGGCUAUAUGUUUGGCACCAAAUUUGAGAGUUUGCACAAAAUCCAUCAACAGGGCAAAAUUGCAAUCUUGGACAUUGAGCCUCAGACGCUGAAAAUCAUCCACACUCCUGAGUUUUCUCCUUUCAUCGUGUUCGUUGCUCCUCCAAACAAAACUGAUCAGACGGAAACCUUGCAACAACUUCAGAAGGAUACUGAGGCCAUCCGGAGCAGAUAUGCCCAUUACUUUGAUUUGGUGCUGGUGAACAACGGUGUUGACGAAAGCCUUGAAGAACUGCAGGCGGCUUUUGAACGGGCAUGCAGCUCCCCACAAUGGGUGCCCGUUUCCUGGGUAUAUUGAGCUGGCCUGGGUCUGACAGUGCUACUCGGGCCACCUGAAUGCAGCAUGUUGAGGACGAUCAGGGUCACCCGCUUCCCUGCUCUAUGCUUUUGCCCAAUGCGCAACCUUCUAGGAGCAGCCAUUGCCUGUUACUGCCAGGACAAGUUCCCGUCUUUUCAGCUGCGAAUAUCCUCCGAGUAUAUAUGGAACCGGCUUGCCCUCUUUGCUCUGUAUUUCCACUCAUUUGCAGAUGUUAGCAGCAGGGAUAGACCAAGAAUUCUCUUCCUCCAAUAAGGUUAACAGGGAUACUAAGAACACCUUCUAGGUAAAAGCCAUAAAUGUGGUAACGCAUUUUCCUAGUUUUUCUCACUUGCAAUACAGGCACCUUUAAAACCUCUGCAUGAAUGAGGUUUAUUCCUUUGCUCAUCCUCUUUUGGGGAGAGAGAAUGGUUAAUGUUGAACAUCUGGUUCAACUGGGUGUUCUUUUGCCUCGGUCAAAAAGGUGUUUUGGUUCCACCUCUACAUCCAAGCACAACCCCAGGGAUGUGGCCCUCAAAUAACUACCUGUCAGAUGGGGCAUUUUGUAACUAACAGUGAUAGCAGGAGGGAGCAUGGAUGACCAUGUGUUAAGCCUCAUGCUCUGAAGAUGCCAAAAAGAGAGAAAGAUGUGCAAUAGACCCAUUUGGUUGAAUCCAUUACAGGGAAACUAACAAGCAGCAAUAAAGUAUGAUUAAAAAAUGU